GUGCACGGCGCCCACGUGGUGACACAAAUACGCUUUAAUAAAUCGUAUUUAUUUUUAAUAUGCGUCAUUGCGUAAGCGGAAUCGCAGAUAGGUGUCGUUAAUAAAUUACUCGUGUUUUAUUGCAGAUUCAAACUGGAGCGACGCAUAUUAGCAUGGGUUACACACCACGUGUUCCUCCUAUGGAUCAAAUCGCUUCUCGUAACGUUCGGUUACUGGACUAAAGAACCGAUCGACAUCACAUUAAACUGCGGAUAUAACCCUAACCAUCGGGUCAAAAAACACAAACACGAGGGUGGGGGAGUUUAUUGAAACGUACGUCAGAGAAAGUAAGUACCUCCUCAGUGUGAUCCAAGACUUUCUAUAAAGCCUUGACUGCUCCGAGACCACAGACAGAACCACACGCAACCUGCUACAACCCCAACCUGCAUACUGUAUAAAGUUCAUGUCAAUGAUGCAAAGAUCAGUGACCGGAUGCUUGGUUCUGGUGUGUAUUGUUGCCCUGCUGGCCGAGCAGGCCGAGGGUCACAUCACAUUCUUCAGCCCAAAAGAGAUGAGAGAGCUCAGGGAGAAGGAAGGCAAGAAGGAUGCUGAACUUCGGGCAGAGAGCAGUUUGAUUGAUGAACUGUCUGAAGUAAAGGAUGGAGGAGAGACCGUGGGUCAACAUGUUGAAAUUGGAUUGAAACUCACUGCUAAAAAGGGCCACAUUGGGUCUGCUGUCGGUAAGAUGCUGCAGAACAUCUUAGAGGAACCAAAGGCCGAGAAAUAAGGCAUUUUAAUGCACUUUGAAUGACAAUUGCAGCCUGACGAUUUGCCACGAUUGCAAGCACAAAUGGUUUAUUUACUAAUGUAAAGACAAUCGCAAUAAAAUUAAAUUGCAUGCAAAUGUAGUUUCCUGUCAUCCAUUUUGUCAACUUUACAUCAGUACAGCAGUUGAAUCUGAAUUUAAGCUUAUAACAGCAUGUUAACCAGCAG
Triplophysa rosa is the source of this 972-nucleotide messenger RNA. RefSeq names its product motilin-like (gene mlnl). Bases 443 to 766 code for a protein of 107 amino acids. The record is from RefSeq and is a predicted model, not a curated record. Lineage: Eukaryota; Metazoa; Chordata; Actinopteri; Cypriniformes; Nemacheilidae. The transcript is spliced from 6 exons.